Suillus subalutaceus is the source of this 1207-nucleotide messenger RNA. Its product is annotated as polysaccharide lyase family 14 protein. NCBI's taxonomy places the organism in Eukaryota, Fungi, Basidiomycota, Agaricomycetes, Boletales, Suillaceae. The coding region runs from base 120 to 1010 and encodes 296 amino acids. The record is from RefSeq and is a predicted model, not a curated record. The transcript has 5 exons.
UUGGACGCGACGACAUCGCUCGUCACGCGUUAGCCCGAAUGUUAAAUAUUGUAACCACUGUUAUCAUUUUUGCUCCCAUUUAGGCCCUCGUAUAUCUUGCCAGCUCGACGGCAUUGAGCAUGUCUUCGCCUUGGUCGCAAUUAUUCCCAAUCACCAACUUUCAGCUAGGAUUUACGACCUUCUCGCCCUCUCCUGCAUCCAUUGCCGAGCUCGAUGUCAUAUCAGUCCCGCUCGCAGAUUCUCCUCUUGGGAUACACAAAAUCACGCACUCGUUGACUCACAAGGUUGUAUGCCCACCGCCCUCUCUCCAUCCAUCUUCGGAUGAUCCUCAGCUCGCUUGGGAGGCCAGAUAUCCCAAGGGUUCCUGCAGCCCCCAAACGGAAAUCCGUGGUGGAUUCGGAUUUUAUCUUGGUGGACCUAAAGAAAUUGUAUCGUUGUUGGAUGAAGGCGCAAAAGAAACAGUUUUUGGAUAUCGGGUGAUGUUUGAGAAAGGUUGGGAGUGGGUCAAAGGAGGGAAAUUGCCAGGAAUGUAUGGUGGCGUCGGCGACUUCGCCUAUAGAUGCUCUGGUGGACGGCAGAACGACCGUUGCAAGUGUUUUGAUGUUCGUCUCAUGUGGAGGCGUGAUGGGAAAGGAGAAAUUUACGCCUAUCUACCUAUGAAUGAGACAAAUACAAAAGCACUUCUUGCGGUUCCUCCAUACUCCAAAGCCAACCCUGAUUACGGGAUUUCAGUCGGAAUCGGCGCAUGGACCUUUGGGUCAGGUGUCUGGACGACUAUAGCACAACGUGUUAAACUCAACGAUGUCGGCAGAGCUGAUGGAGAACUCCAGCUCUGGAUUAACGGCGAAUGCGUAAUCCACGCAAAGGGGCUGAUUUUCCGAGAAGACGAGGGAUCCCAUAUCAAGGGCAUGCAUUUUCAGACGUUUUUUGGAGGACAUGAGUCCGAUUGGGCAUCAUCCAAAGAUCAACGUGCCUGGUUUUCCGACGUCUCUGGAGCGGUCAUUCGUUGAUAUUUGUUCUCUGAACGAGUUAUUCGGCGUUCGUUCAUACUACGCGUAUCUCUACAAUACAUCUCUAGUAAGGCAUUUAGCCAUAUAUCUUGACUGAUCGACUCAGCCCCCUUUUGAUUUUCUUUGUUUGAAAUGUGUCAUGAUACGCAUGCCUUCCAAUUUAUUUUUGAACGUGCCCUAGGGUACUUUGAUUGACU